Molecule: messenger RNA, 1056 nt
Organism: Zasmidium cellare ATCC 36951
Lineage: Eukaryota; Fungi; Ascomycota; Dothideomycetes; Mycosphaerellales; Mycosphaerellaceae
Exons: 1
Coding region: 1-1056 (351 amino acids)
Biological process (GO): amine catabolic process
Molecular function (GO): pyridoxal phosphate binding; D-cysteine desulfhydrase activity; 1-aminocyclopropane-1-carboxylate deaminase activity
Source: RefSeq, a predicted model, not a curated record
AUGGCCACCGAAACCCCAACAUACCUGCAAAAGCUCAAGGGCAUCCCCAAAGCGAACUUUCUCUUCGGUCCCUCGCCCAUCCAGUUCCUCCCAAGGCUCUCCAAAGAACUCUCGCCAAACGGCGACGUCAAAGUCUACGCCAAACGAGAUGACUGCAACAGCGGACUCGCCUACGGCGGCAACAAGGUCCGCAAGCUCGAGUUCCUCGUCGCUGACGCCUUGGCUCAGGGCUGCGACACUCUGGUCUCAGUCGGUGGAGUGCAGUCCAAUCACACCCGCGCUGUGACAGCCGUUGCGACGGCUUCCGGUUUGAAAGCCGUCACUGUACAGGAAAAAUGGGUGCCGAUCGAUCCGCCGCUUUACGACAAGGUUGGCAACAUCCUGCUCUCGAGGCUGAUGGGCGGUGAUGUGCGGCUCAAUCAGGAAGGCUUCCACAUCGGCCACAAGGAGGCAACGAAGCAGGCCGUGGAGGACGUCAAGGCCAGAGGCGGGAAGCCAUACUACGUUCCGGCCGGAGCAUCGGAUCACGUACUGGGAGGCCUUGGGUUCACCAACUUUGUGGUAGAACUUGCUGAGCAGGAGAAGUUGCUGGGUGUGUACUUCGACACACUGGUAGUCUGCAGCGUGACUGGAUCAUCGCACGCCGGCUUGAUUACCGGCGCCGCGGCAGAAGGCAAAGGACGAAAGGUCAUCGGCAUCGAUGCAUCGGGCAAACCAGAAGCGACCAAAGCACAAGUCGCCCGCAUUGCAAGGAACACUGCAAAACUCCUGGAUCCCAAAUUGGAGAUCCCCGACGAGGCCAUCGUUCUAGACGAGAGAUUCCACGAGGGCAUCUACGGAAUCCCUGGACCCAGCACGAUUGAAGCCAUGAAGACGGCUGCGAGGACUGAUGCUUUGAUCACUGACCCGGUGUAUGAGGGCAAGUCGAUGGCGGGGAUGAUGCAGUUGAUUAAGGAGGGGAGUAUCAAACCGGGCAGUAAUGUGCUGUAUGUGCAUCUUGGUGGACAGCCGGCCCUGAAUGCGUACUCGAGCUACUUUGAGGAGGACACGAAAUAA